Molecule: messenger RNA, 504 nt
Organism: Diospyros lotus (date-plum)
Lineage: Eukaryota; Viridiplantae; Streptophyta; Magnoliopsida; Ericales; Ebenaceae
Product: egg cell-secreted protein 1.5-like
Exons: 1
Coding region: 1-504 (167 amino acids)
Biological process (GO): double fertilization forming a zygote and endosperm
Source: RefSeq, a predicted model, not a curated record
AUGGCCCCCGUAGUCAAGAAGGGAAGCCAUUUCUUAGUUGCAAUAUUGAUAUGUUUGGCGGCAAAUGGCAGUGCAGUAGGCGCAGCCAGGAAGCUUGUUGCCUUUCAGCCAGGAGCAGCAGCAGCUCGUGGGUUCAACCUCAAGCAGAUGGCAAUGGCGAGGCUCCAGCAGCAGCAGGGGGAGGAGGAGGAGGAAGCACUAGGCGGUUUAAUGGACUGUUGGAAUGCGCUGAGUGAGAUAAAAGCAUGCUCAAACGAAAUACUUAUCUUCUUCAUAAAUGGCACAAGCGACAUAGGACCCGCUUGCUGCCAGGCCAUCGGCAUCAUCACCCACCAUUGUUGGCCGGCCAUGCUCUCUGCCCUUGGCUUCACUCCUGAGGAAGCCAACGUCCUGCGUGGCUACUGUGACGCUUCCACCGCCGGCCCUGCUCCUAGCCCCUCUGAUCUGCCGCCUCCGCCUCCGCCUCCGUCUCCACUAGCACCCACGGUGGUGGUGGUGGUUUAG